AUGGAUCAGUUAAGGGAUGACCUUAUCAAGAUAAGAGCUCAAGUUACUUCUCAGAUGGCUCAAUUCAUGGAGGUCAUGCAAGGCAUGGCUAAUCGCCAAGAAGAGCUCAGAAUUCGGAUGGACACAGUUGCUCGGGUUGUUGCGGACCCCCCGCAAGGAAAUCCUGCUGAUAUCUGUGUCAAUGGUGAACCUAUGAACGGAGUACCUGAUGUAAUUCCUCCUGGUGUCAAUCAAGACCGACACGAGGAUCUAUUCCCUGAAAGUGAAUGGGGACUUCCACCUGAUGCUGGAAGGAUGUUUAGAGGUUUGGAGGAAAGGAUGAGGGCCAUGGAAGGCCAAGGACUGGGGAUGGACAUAAGUGAUUUGGGACUGGUUCCUGGCGUCCGCGUGCCACCGAAGUUCAAGGUACUUGACUUUAACAAAUACAAGGGGAAUACUUGUCCUAAGACACAUGUCCAAGCUUACUAUCGCAAAAUGCAUGUGUACUCCGAGGACGAAGAACUGUUGAUGCACUUCUUCCAAGAUAGCCGGACUGGGGCAUCCCUGGAGUGGUACAUGAGAUUAGAGAGAGCUCACAUCCGAAGUUGGAGGGAUCUAGUUGAGUCCUUCAUAAAGCAAUAUCAGUAUAAUGUUGACAUGUCACCAAAUCGCACUCAGUUGCAAAAUCUAGCCCAGAAAGCUAAUUAUUCCUUCAAGGAAUAUGCGCAGAAGUGGCGCGAGCUGGCAGCUAGAGAAGGAGAUGAUGGACAUGCUGGUAGAAUACAGAAUAUAGGUGUUGCUAGUUCCUCCUCUGGGGCUGGUGGAAAGAAGCCAUACAAUGGAUUUGCCAAGAAAAGAGAGGGCGAAACAAGUGCUGCCUACCAUGGUAAAGGCAAGAGCCAUGCUUAUCAACAAGUAGCCGCUGUGACUAUACCAAAUGCACCUUUCCACCAAUAUCAGCAGCGAGGGUAUCCUCCACGUCAAUAUCAACAACAACCAAAAGUGCCAGAAAGGGUUUUUGAUCCGAUCCCGAUGACCUAUGCACAAGUAUUGCCAUAUCUCCUCGAUUUGAAGUUGGUCCAAUUGAGGACUCUGGCCACUCCCGCUAAGUUGCCUGCUAAUUGGGAUGCCAACGCAAGAUGUGAAUUCCACUAUGGGGCGCCUGGCCAUAACAUUAAAAAUUGUAAAGCGUUGAAGCAUCAGAUUCAAAAUCUUAUCGACUCUAAGGACAUUGAGUUUACUCCUACUCAAGGGCCUAAUGUUGUUCAGAAUACUAUGCCUCCCCAUGGAGCUCAUGCUCCGAAUGCUAUUGAUGUUGUUAAAGAUGCUCUCCUAGUCAAGAAUGUGAUCGAACUGGGCUCUCUGUUUCCGUUAUUGAAGAAGGAAUUGUUAAGGAUGGGCCUAUACUCUGGUUGUGGAGAAUUUUGUGUUGAUUUCCUGGCUAAUUCCUCGGCUUGUGAUAAUUUGAAAAGUGGGGUCCAACAGUUGAUAUAUAGUGGGUAUCUAAAGUUUGAGCGUGUGCGACAUCCUGAAAUGGGUGAGAACGAAGUCAAUGUGGCAUCCAUUCCGUAUACUCCUUCCAAGAUUCCAAUUCAUGCCGGAGCACCUCCUUUGGUUAUUACAUUGCCUGGUCCCGUCCUAUAUACCAGUGAAAGAGCAAUCCCAUGGAAUUAUGAGGCAAAAGUUUUCUACCAAGGGGCCAAGUAUGAGAUCAAAUUGCCGGUUGAGAAAGAAGAUGUGGAUAACUUUGUUGGCAUUGGGAGAAUGACAAGGAGUGGUCGUAUUCUCAAUCCUCCCUAG
Vicia villosa (hairy vetch) is the source of this 1779-nucleotide messenger RNA. RefSeq lists its product as uncharacterized. Bases 1 to 1779 code for a protein of 592 amino acids. The transcript has 3 exons. The record is from RefSeq and is a predicted model, not a curated record. NCBI's taxonomy places the organism in Eukaryota, Viridiplantae, Streptophyta, Magnoliopsida, Fabales, Fabaceae.